Molecule: messenger RNA, 879 nt
Organism: Lottia gigantea (owl limpet)
Lineage: Eukaryota; Metazoa; Mollusca; Gastropoda; Lottiidae
Exons: 1
Source: RefSeq, a predicted model, not a curated record
UUACUCAAUUAUUGUUUUUAUACACUCAUUACUCAAUUGUUUCUAUACACAUAUUACUCAAUAGUUUCUAUACACUCAUUGCUCAAUUAUUGUUUAUAUACACUCGUUACUCAAUUGUUUCUAUUCACUCAUUACUCAAUUAUUGUUUCUAUACACCCAUUACUCAAUUAUUGUUUCUAUACACUCAUUACUCAUUUAUUGUUUCUAUACACCCAUUACUCAAUUACUGUUUCUAUACACCAAUUACUCAAUUGUUUCUAUACACCCAUUACUCAAUUAUUGUUUAUAUACACUCGUUACUCAAUUGUUUCUAUACACCUAUUACUCAAUUAUUGUUUAUAUACACUCAAUUGUUUCUAUACACCCAUUACUCAAUUAUUGUUUCUAUACACUCAUUACUCAAUUGUAUCUAUACACUCAUUACUCAAUUGUUUCUAUAGUCCCAUUACUCAAUUGUUUCUAUACACUCAUUACUCAGUUAUUGUUUAUAUACACUCAUUACUCAAUUAUUGUUUCUAUACACCCAUUACUCGAUUAUUGUUUCUAUAUACUCAUUACUCGAUUAUUGUUUCUAUACACCCAUUACUCAAUUAUUGUUUCUAUACACUCAAUUGUUUCUAUACACUCAUUACUCAAUUAUUGUUUCUAUACACACAUUACUCAAUAGUUUCUAUACACCCAUUACUCAAUUGUUUCUAUACAACCAUUAAUAAAUUGUUUUUAUACACUCAUUACUCAAUUAUUUCUAUACAACCAUUAAUAAAUUGUUUCUAUACACUCAUUACUGAAUUGUUUCUAUACACUCAUUACUCAAUUGUUUCUAUACACUCAUUACUCAAUUGCUUCUAUACACUCAUUACUCAACCAUUACAAACUUGA